This is a messenger RNA of Oldenlandia corymbosa var. corymbosa, 855 nucleotides long. NCBI's taxonomy places the organism in Eukaryota, Viridiplantae, Streptophyta, Magnoliopsida, Gentianales, Rubiaceae. The record is from the annotation of a GenBank genome assembly.
AUGGAGCUGGUGACAAAAGCUGCAGAAAGUGAAAAGGGAUAUGCAUAUGCUAAGAAUUGUUUCUUAGAGAUGGAAGAAAAGAUUGAUACAUGUGUGGGAAAGGGGAAACAAGUUGAAGAAGCUAAUCGGGUAAUGCCCAUAGUUAAGGAUGUAGCUGAAAGUAUAAGUGCGGCUCCAAGUGAAAUUGAGUUUGAACUUGAUGAAAACAAAAUAAAAGGAUUGAAACCAAAAGCAAGAAUUACAUACCAAACUAGUAAGAGACCAAAGAAUGCAUUGGAGCGUGUUGCGACGAAGUGCAGAAGCAAGGCAAAGAAAAAGGAUACAGUCGUGGAAACACUACAGAUUUUUGAACCAAAUGAACUCCACUUUCCCGAAGUUAUGUUAUGUGAUUCAAGCAAAAGAACGUCUCAUUUACAACAUUUUCCACAAGUCAUGUUUGGUCAUUUAAGCCAAGAGUAUCAACAUGAUCAUCAUGUUUCUCCAGCUUUGUUGAGUUAUGGAAGAGGGAAACAACCACAAUUCAAUUAUGCAAGUGUUAAGGAGAACACUGAUUUGGAGUCCGCAACCAAGGACCUAAAAACAGCGAAUAGAAUCGGAAUCCGCAAGGGCUCCGCACAAUACAUAUGCAUAGCGGAUGGGCCACAAUACCACAAGCUUGUCGGAUUUUCCAAUCAUCAGAAAACCAUUCCUUGUGAAUCUGGUUCAGGUUCCAGCCAAAUUUACAAAAGAAACCAAGCGCCCCUUCCCCAGAAAUCUAGAGGAGGUUCCAAAUCUGAGGCUGAAUUUCUUUUCUGCUCAAGAGGCGGAAUUCUAAAUCCUGCAUGGACAUCAUCAUCAAAGGGGACGGCAUCAUAG